AUGGCCUGUAGCAAAUACGAGUACGUAAAAUCAUUCGAACUUGACGAUACACUACUCCCUGAAACCUAUAUAGUCCUCAGAAUAGACGGUAGAGGAUUUACUAAGUUUACAGAAGAAUUAAACUUCAGAAAGCCUAAUGACAACCGAGGACUCUGGGUAAUGACUAGAGCCGCUGUGGACCUUAUGGUCGAGCUUGGCGGCGAGAUAAUUCUGAGUUAUGGACAAAGUGACGAGUAUUCGUUCGUGUUCCGAAAACGAACGAGUUUAUACAACAGACGCCGGUCGAAAAUCCUGUCCACCGUUGUGUCCAUCUACACUGGGGCCUACCUACGCCAUUUAUCCAUUGUGUUCCCGCAUUAUGAUUGGCGUUCAAUUCGGAAGCAAGGCAACAAGACCAAGCAGGUAAAAGGUCCCAUUUUUGAUGGCAGAAUCAUCUUGUAUCCGAACCUACAGGUCUUGCAGGAUUACCUAGCAUGGAGACAAGUGGAUUGCCACAUUAAUAAUUUACACAACUACUGCUUUUGGAACAUGGUAUACAAGGCCAAAGCGGAGCUCACAGCCAAAGCGAAGGUCAAUGCCGACAAAGCGGAUCUUAGUGCCGGCGAUGCGACAGUCAUCACAUCAGACAGCGUACAAGGACCACAUAGCGCACAAGGACCACAUAGCGUACAAGGACCACAUAGCGCACAAGGGCCACAUAGCGUGACUGGCAACGAAGUCACAGUUGGAAGGCUGUCAGAGGUAAAGGAUGCUGUGCACCAUGUACUAAAACUCACCAAUUCAAGUGGUAAAAAUGAAAUCCUCUUUAGCCAGUUCGGUAUCAACUACAACACGCUGCCAGAACUGCACCGGAAAGGUACUUUGAUAUACCGCACCGGUCCCUCCCAGAGUCUUACAUCGUCGCUUGUUCACCACUACCCACACGCAACCGACACACUAGCAGACGAUCCCUAUGACACCACAGAAGAAGGCCUAAUCGCAAACGACCAAGUGCUUCCGUUCCACAGGUUUUGUUCUGAUUCCCCUUUUCGGACGACCGCCGCAUCAUUGGUGGUUAGUCAUCAGGACUGCAUUAAAAAAGAUUUUUGGCAACAGAGGGACUUCCUUGUCCACCUUCUGGAGGACUAA
This is a messenger RNA of Gregarina niphandrodes, 1128 nucleotides long. RefSeq names its product putative tRNAHis guanylyltransferase. The record is from RefSeq and is a predicted model, not a curated record. The transcript is spliced from 2 exons. Gene Ontology annotation, molecular function: magnesium ion binding; tRNA guanylyltransferase activity. Bases 1 to 1128 code for a protein of 375 amino acids. Gene Ontology annotation, biological process: tRNA modification. Lineage: Eukaryota; Apicomplexa; Conoidasida; Eugregarinorida; Gregarinidae.